CUGUCUGCUUCCUCCUGGGCUGGCUACACUCAGGCGUGGGCUGCAGAGAGCUGGGCUGUGGCGCAGGGCAUGGAGACGACCUUUUUGGCCUGGCCCCAGGCCUUUCCUUCCCAUUGUGAGGCAUGGAUUCUUGCCUCCUCCUUUUCCCCACCCCAAGUCUGUGCCACAUCUGCUCUGGGAAGAUGUGGUCUGUGCUUGGCCAUGAAUUCCCAAGGCUUGAAGCAGCAAGGGCUUUGAGGGAGAGGGCUGUGGGGCAGAGGCAGAGAAGCAGAAAUAAGCCUCUGGCCAAGGUCAAGUUGAGCAGAACCUUGGGUUCUUUGUGGGACAGCACAGAGCUGGGGGUCAGACGAGCUGUGCCCAGCAAGUAGGCAGCGGCUAGAUGUGAAAAAGACUCAGAGGAGAAACACAGCAGGACGGGAGAGGGUCUGAAAGCCGGGGAAGCAGGAUGGUCAGGAAGGCCUAGCCCCUCACCCGUUCCCAGGAAACAGGGCCUUGGGAUCCAGAAGGGCACGGGCGGGAGGCACCCGACCCCUGGUGGCAGCGGCAGCAGGCACAGGAGGGCAGCAUGCAGCUGGGGUGUGCGUGGGUGGCAGCAAGGAGGGGCGGAGGGAGGAAGCUGGCUUCCUGGAGCCUUCUCAGCCCUCAGAGAUAGACUGACAGACAGACAGACAGCUGGCAAGAGGCAGCCUGGGGGCCACAGCUGCUUUAGCAGACCUCAUGGCUGAGUGAGCCUCCCCUGGGCCCAGCACCCCACCCCAGCAUGGUCCAGGCCCGUGGAGGGAGCUCCACAGCACAGCCGCCGACCGUUUCUUUGGGGGCAGCCAUGACCCAGCCUCCGCCUGCCAAAACGCCAGCCAAGAAGCAUGUGCGGCUGCAGGAGAGGCGGGGCUCCAAUGUGGCUCUGAUGCUGGAUGUCCGGUCCCUGGGAGCCGUAGAACCCAUCUGCACCGUGAACACUCCCCGGGAGGUCACUCUGCACUUCCUGCGCACUGCUGGACACCCCCUUACCCGCUGGGCCCUUCAGUGCCAGCCACCCAGCCCCAAGCAGCUGGAAGAAGAAUUCUUGAUCCCUUCAAACUUUGUCAGCCCCGAAGACCUGGACAUCCCUGGCCAUGCCUCCAAGGACCGAUACAAGACCAUCUUGCCAAAUCCCCAGAGCCGUGUCUGUCUAGGCCGGGCACAGAGCCAGGAGGACGGAGACUACAUCAAUGCCAACUACAUCCGAGGCUAUGACGGGAAGGAGAAGGUCUACAUUGCCACCCAGGGCCCCAUGCCCAACACUGUGUCGGACUUCUGGGAGAUGGUGUGGCAAGAGGAAGUGUCUCUCAUUGUCAUGCUCACUCAGCUCCGAGAGGGCAAGGAGAAAUGUGUCCACUACUGGCCCACAGAAGAGGAAGCCUAUGGACCCUUCCAGAUCCGCAUCCAGGACAUGAAAGAGUGCCCAGAAUACACUGUGCGGCAGCUCACCAUCCAGUACCAGGAAGAGUGCCGGUCAGUAAAGCACAUCCUCUUCUCGGCCUGGCCCGACCAUCAGACACCAGAAUCAGCUGGGCCCCUGCUGCGCCUAGUGGCAGAGGUGGAGGAGAGCCCCGAGGCAGCCGCCCGCCCGGGGCCCAUCGUGGUCCACUGCAGUGCAGGGAUUGGCCGGACGGGCUGCUUCAUCGCCACAAGAAUUGGCUGUCAACAGCUGAAGGCCCGAGGGGAAGUGGACAUUCUGGGCAUUGUGUGCCAACUGCGGCUAGACAGAGGGGGGAUGAUCCAGACGGCAGAGCAGUACCAGUUCCUGCACCACACUCUGGCCCUGUAUGCAGGCCAGCUGCCGGAGGAAGCCAGCCCCUGACCCUUGCCACCCUCUAACGGCCCAGGUGCCCGCCUCCCUCAAGCCUGGGAAGGUGGGUCUGGGGAAAGUGGGCCGAGUGACCUGGGAGUACCCUAUGGGUGAGUAUGGGAAAGGAGUGCCUCCUUAGCGGCGCUUGCAGUCACAGGAAGCAGCAUCAGCAAGGACAAGGGGCCAGAUUCCAGGUCUUCACCACUGGCCACUCCUCUGCUUCCUCUGUUGGCCCCAGAAGGACAGUAGGGGAACCUCCAAUGUCUCUCUGAACUUAAAGACAGGAAGCCCAGGUGUCCUGGUCUUCCCUACGACACUCUUUGUGAGCUUUAGUUUCCUCUUCUAUAACAUGAACAUUAAGUGCUUAGCUGCCAUAAGGGAAAAGCAAUAAGAGAAGUUUCUAGAAGCCAUUGCAGCUGUAUCCCCUUCCUGGGACUGACAAAAGGGUGAUUCCAAGAUCAUCCACCGAGGCCCUGCCCAAGCACAGGUCAGAUGCAAGAGUGGGGAAAAGUCUGGUCCUGAUCUCCAAGUUUCAACAUCCUAGCAGAGACUCUGCUCCCUGACCACACAUCAGAAGGGCUGGAGACCCACGAUCAAAAGAAAGAACAAGGACUGAGAUUACCCUUGCCUCCACCCAUGUGUCUGAGAGUAGGCUACAGAAGUGACCAGGUGGCAGCUGAAAUCUGGAAGAGGGAACAUUCGAGGCUACUCGGAGGCAAAGAGGGCUGCUCCUGCCUCUGUGGUUGCUGGCCACUCCCACCAAUGACUCUUAGGGAGGCUCUCAGCAGUCUCUGUUCUGCUUCUAUGGCUCAGAUAAUGCCCUGGGUACGCAGGAAGACAAAAGAAAGAGGGGGCUGGGCGUGGUGGCUCACGCCUUUAAUCCCAGCACUUUGGGAGGCCAAGGCGGGCGGAUCACCUGAGGUCAGGUGAUUACAAAAAAUUAGCCUGGCGUGGUG
Messenger RNA from Cebus imitator (Panamanian white-faced capuchin), 2784 nucleotides. It is a transcript of the gene PTPN7, whose product is annotated as protein tyrosine phosphatase non-receptor type 7. Gene Ontology annotation, molecular function: protein tyrosine phosphatase activity. Bases 761 to 1840 code for a protein of 359 amino acids. NCBI's taxonomy places the organism in Eukaryota, Metazoa, Chordata, Mammalia, Primates, Cebidae. The transcript has 10 exons. Gene Ontology annotation, biological process: protein dephosphorylation. The record is from RefSeq and is a predicted model, not a curated record.